Messenger RNA from Gymnogyps californianus (California condor), 1829 nucleotides. Its product is annotated as kazrin-like. The record is from RefSeq and is a predicted model, not a curated record. The transcript is spliced from 9 exons. NCBI's taxonomy places the organism in Eukaryota, Metazoa, Chordata, Aves, Accipitriformes, Cathartidae. Bases 25 to 1176 code for a protein of 383 amino acids.
GCGUAACGCCGCGCAGCGCCGCGGAUGCCCUCGGCCGAGCCGCGUUCGCCUCCGUCGCGGCCCUGCCCGGGCUGCCGGGGGGGGCAACAGGCCAAAAUCCUGCACAUGAUGGACGACAACAAGCAGCUGGCGCUGCGCAUCGACGGGGCGCUGCAGGCGGCGGGCCAGGAGGAGGUUCACCUGCUCCGGCAAAUGAAGGAAAUGCUGACGAAAGACCUGGAGGAGACGCACGGCAGCAAGUCGCCGGAGGUGCUCUCGGCCACCGAGCUGAAGGUGCAGCUGGCGCAGAAGGAGCAGGAGCUGGCGCGCGCCAAGGAGGCUCUGCAGGCCAUGAAAGCCGACCGCAAGCGCUUGAAGGCGGAAAAGACGGACCUGGUGAGCCAGAUGCAGCAGCUGUACGCCACGCUGGAGAGCCGGGAGGAGCAGCUCCGCGACUUCAUCAGGAACUACGAGCAGCACAGGAAAGAGAGCGAGGACGCGGUGAAAGCCCUGGCGAAGGAGAAGGACCUCCUGGAGCGGGAGAAGUGGGAGCUGCGGCGGCAAGCCAAGGAGGCAACGGACCACGCCAGCGCCCUCCGCUCCCAGCUCGACCUGAAAGACAACCGCAUGAAGGAGCUGGAGGCCGAGCUGGCCAUGGCCAAGCAGUCCCUCGCCACGCUGACCAAGGACGUCCCCAAGCGCCAUUCCUUGGCCAUGCCGGGCGAGACGGUGCUGAACGGCAACCAGGAGUGGGUGAUGCAGGCCGACCUCCCGCUGACGGCCGCCAUCCGGCAGAGCCAGCAGACCCUCUACCACUCGCACCCCCAGCACUCGGCGGACCGGCAAGCGGUCAGAGUGAGUCCCUGUCAUUCCCGGCAGCCGUCCAUCAUCUCCGACGCCUCCGCGGCUGAGGGCGACCGGUCGUCCACGCCGAGCGACAUCAACUCGCCCCGGCAUCGAACGCACUCGCUCUGCAACGGGGACAGUCCUGGACCGGUACAGAAGAACUUGCACAACCCAAUCGUACAGUCUUUAGAGGACCUGGAAGACCAAAAACGGAAAAAGAAGAAAGAGAAGAUGGGCUUCGGCUCCAUCUCCAGGGUGUUCGCCCGGGGGAAGCAGCGCAAGUCUCUCGACCCCGGCCUCUUCGACGGUACGGCCCCCGACUACUACAUCGAGGAGGACGCGGACUGGUGACCCCCCCGCGCCGGGAGCCUCUCCCCGGCCUCGCCGUCGCCGAUGUACAUACCCCCACCCCAGCCCCGCCUGUGGACGUGUUACCUGUUGUCUUGGGAGCGAUGCAGCUGUGUCGUAACUUCAGUUUUUUUCCCUUUUUUUGUGGUUUUUUUUUUUUCCUACACCAGUAACUCCUUUGUUGUCGCUUCGGUUUGUCAGUUUGGGUUGGGUUUUUUUGUUUGUUUGUUUUUAUUCCUUCUUCUUUUGACGAAACUUGAAACUUGAAGGACUGCUGUGUCUCUGUAAAUACCAGAAAUAUUGUGCACUUUGUGCUUGUGACGUCUCUUGUCCGAAACCCGCUGUUUUCCGGAGCCCAGCCCGCGGGAUGUCCUCGCUCGGGGACGAAGGACCUGCCCAGCUGAGGGACCUGAGAGAGAAAAAACACACACACACACACACACACACACACAAAAUAUUUCAUUCGCUGUGAUGUCUUCCUGGCCGAACCCCGUGGAGGCGACACGGGCUGGUUGUUAACGCCUGCCGGUCUGGAAAUAAGUGUUUUAACGUUCCUUUUUAGUUGUUUUAAUUUAUUUGCACAAACCCAGAGGAGCUAUUCUAACUAAAUUAUUGCAGAAGUUUUGGGAUUUUUAUAUUUUUCCACGUCGGUUGGG